Molecule: messenger RNA, 3592 nt
Organism: Anopheles moucheti
Lineage: Eukaryota; Metazoa; Arthropoda; Insecta; Diptera; Culicidae
Product: mesoderm induction early response protein 1
Exons: 4
Coding region: 1-1608 (535 amino acids)
Biological process (GO): negative regulation of transcription by RNA polymerase II
Cellular component (GO): nucleoplasm
Molecular function (GO): transcription corepressor activity; histone deacetylase binding
Source: RefSeq, a predicted model, not a curated record
AUGCUAAAGAUCGAAAAUAUGCCUACCGAGGAGGAACAACCUGGCAAUAGUGAUGGGCAGCAGAAGGAUCAACCAGCACCCACCGCAAGUAAGGAAAAUCUUGAAACAAAACCUGCCAGUGAAACGAUAGCGGAGCACGAACAAAAGUCUGACACAUCCACAGCGGAACGACCGCCGGUAGAAGACAGCAAACCUGCACAAAUAAAAACAGAGCCGGUCUCUGCCACAGACAACACUGGCGACGAUGGCGUCAAACCAGAGGUUGACUCUUCAGCCGACAGCAGUAACGCGUCUGGGCGCGUAAAAACAGAACCCUUGUCGGAGGUAAUAAAAACAGAAUCUAGUCCCCAGCAUCAACAGCAUACCUCCUCCGUUCCUUCGACGGAUGCAGUUCCUGCAGUAGAAAAAGUGUCGACACCGGUUGCGAGUCGAGCGGAAGAGGACGACGAGGAGGAGGAAGACGAUGAUGAAGAACCGGGUGAUAAUGAGGAGCAGGAGGAGCAACAGCAACAUCAGCAACAGUCACAACAACGCAGCAACAAACAGCGAAGUGAGGGUAGUUACACCAAUGAAGAAGAAUCAGGUCACAAUGCGGCACACCAGCGACAGGAUCAGUCUCAAACACCGACCGGUGGUCAGUUCUAUGAGGAUGACGAGGAGGACGAUGAGGACGAGGGCGAGGAACCGUCAGAGUUGAGGCAGCUGUUCGAACCGAUCAAUGAUGCACAGGCGCUGAGUGAAGACGAGGAGGAUGGUGAUUACAUACCGGACGAGGAGGUGAAAAAGACGAUCAUGGUAGGGAGUGACUUCCAGGCCGUUAUACCGGAGGGUUUAUGCAGGUAUGAUGAUGCAUUGCCGUACGAGAACGAGGACAAACUACUUUGGAACCCGACCAUACUGAACGAGCAAGCGAUUGAGGAGUAUCUCGUGAAAAUCACCGGUCCUGCGGGUGGUUUAGGAACCGCGGGUGGUGGUGGUGCUGUUGCUGCUGGUGGCGGUGGUGGUGGGCAACAGAAAAGCGCAGCUGGUUCAGCUGGCGGUACCGCCACGAGCGAUCCCCAGUCGAACAGUGUGUAUGCGAUACCGCUCGGAAAUCAUCUGCGGGACGACGAACAGUCGCUCUAUCUGCUGCAACAGUGCGGACACAACGUGGACGAAGCAUUGCGCCGAAAGCGCAUCAGCAACAACUCCGUUCCAGUGCCCGAGCAGCAGAUGAGCAUAUGGUCGGAGGAAGAAUGUCGGAACUUUGAGAAUGGGUUGCGCGUGCACGGGAAGGACUUCCACAUGAUCCAACAGACGAAGGUUCGCACCCGAUCCGUCGGUGAGCUGGUACAGUUUUACUACCUUUGGAAGAAAACCGAACGGCACGACCUGUUCGCCAGCAAGGCACGGUUGGAGAAGAAAAAGUACAACCUUCAUCCCGGCUUAACCGACCAUAUGGAUCGGUUUCUGGAGGAGCAGGAAAACAGUACCGGGUUCGGUGACCGCAGUUCGUCACCGGGCUUCAACAGUUUGUACAAUAGCGCCUCGGAAGCGAAGCGACAGCGGCUGCUCGACUCGAAAGAGAACAACACUGCCUCCUCGAAACGUUCCGCCUCGAAUCUGUGACUCGUGGUUAGGCGGAAGGGAUUGAAGUUGCGGCUGAAGGAGCGCAAAUAAGCGGUUUUUUCGGGGGGAAGCAGACAGGCCACAACUAUCGACACAGCCUUUCGUCACGAUCACGGGGCAACGAUGAUCUUCGCUAUCAUCGCCAAUGAAAUCAUCAUUUUGUGCCAACCGGCACAUCAUCUAUCCGCGGCGGUCAGUGGAUAGGCACAGUGCGCAACGGGUAACAAUCGGCACAAACACAGACAGAUCUGCCCAAUAGCGCAGAAUUGAAAAACCGAGUUUUAUCAACUAGCUUUACAAUAAAUUCUUCGUGGGAAUGACCGUACAAUUGUUAGCUGAGGAUAGAAUUCGCGCUAGGAACUGAAGGCAGGAACCUUAACCGUACUAUUGCGUGUAGAUCGAUCGGUGUUAUGAGUAGCUUUUGUAUCGAUGCUUUGUCAGGAUUUGUUAGAACUAGACCAGAGACAACAACUCAGACCAAUACCAGUUUGUUAAACGCCUAUACAUGUAGAAUGUAACACAGCAAAUAUUGGUAAACAGUACCAAACAUGGUGUAUGUUCGAUGAGCAAAGAAAAGGACGAUAGAAUACAUCGUUUUUUGCUACUGUUGAUCUAUUAGUUUCGCUUAGUCAGCCAGGUGUGAAAGAAGAUUUCUUUACAUGAAUGGUGCUUUGGUGUUUUUUUGUGCGUGAUUGUGAAAAUAAAUGGUAAAAUAACAUCGCAAUCGGUACGAACAUUUGUUUUCAACAUAGCGAGGAGAAUUUUUAGUUUAUUUUGUGGAUUCGUUUUUAUAAGUACGAGAGCUAUCGUGAGAUAAACCAUGAAAGAAGGACAGAAAGACCGACAAAUGGUGUUUAAAUUAAUGCAAUUUUUUCAUGUACAGAUACAGGAUACAGAUGUCGGAUACGAAACGCUUCGGGCAGGUUUAUUAUUAUUAUUGCUUUUUUAUUGGAAACGCACACAAUUAUCCCUACAGCGGUGAUCGCAGGUUCGAGUUGUAGGUUACGCAGUAGGUAGAGUUUAUUGUAAAAUUUACUCUUGCGCGAGUGUGCGCGAGGAUCGUUAAGAUAAAAACAGCGUGUAAACAAGGAUAUUAUUCAUCAUACAGUGAAAACAUUAAUUUAUAGAAUGCCAUCUUAUGAGCACCCUACAUCCCCAACACGAAACACUGUAAAAAGCGUUAACAGAGUACCCCGGCAGUAUAUGUUGAAUGUUUGUUUGUACAAGUAAGAGAGCAUGUGAGCAGCGGAUAGUCAUAUAGAAAUGGGAAGUAUGUAUAAGCCGGUAGGAAGAUGCAGGUUGCGUUAGAUUGUGUUGGUAGUACACGGAAGGAUGUGUAAGACAAGUAUUUUCAUAUUAUUUUUGUAUAAAAAUUCCUUAGAAAACAUGGUAAAUAGUAGGAGGGGAAGGUUUGUGUUUUUGAGAGAAAAGGCUACAAAAAAGGGAGAAAAAAGUAAGGAAACAAAUAAAAGAAAAUGUCAAUCGCUUUAUGUGUGAAGCAGCAGAAAACAAAACAACAAAACAAAAAAUAUAUUUGAAGCAAAACAAAUCGAUUACAAACAAAAUUAUUACACGAAACAUGAACAUGAAAAGUGCAAUGAAUUGAGGAAAAGCUAAAGUAUUAAAUCAAAAAUUAAACCACUACUUGUGUGUGCACUCUUGGAACGUUCUACCUUUUCGACAUAAUCAAACAAACAAAAUUCGAUAUGUAACAAAAUACAUGCAUUUAUGGAAAUAAUUCUAGGACGCAAAAUGAAAGGAGCAUACACAUUAAUCGCUAAUUUUGGCAAUUCAUUCGCGCACACAUAAAUGGUGACGUUUGUACAAGGUGUCAAGUGGUGGACAGUGGAGCCCAGACGAGUUGGGAGCAAAAUGGUGAACAAUGUAACAACAAUACAAUGAUUACAAAGUAAAAAACCAUAAUUUCACAAGCAAACAAACGUAGAUUUUGUGUAUUGUUACUUUAUAAGUGUACGUCUGCUGU